AUGUCUCGUUCUAAUUGUGCUUCUGAUUUAAACAACUUUUUGGAUUCAGAAUUCAAAGAUGUAAAUUAUUUAGAAAUUUUAAAAGAUCUUACUGAUGCGGAUGUUGCUAGUGUUUUUGAAAUUUGUGACAUGGAACUAGAUGAGGAGUGUACGUCUAGAAAUAUGGUAUCUUCUACAAGUGUUAAGAGGAAAUUAGAUGACAAUUUUGACGUGCCGGACAAGAAAUUAAAAUUAGAAGAAAAUAGUGAAGUUGGAAAACUACCUGCUAAAAGUUUAAUUAUUCUUGAUGCAGAAGAAAACAGUGAGGCUGCAAAUGUGCCUGUAAAGGAUUUAAAUAACAUUAUUGAGAUAGUGGAAAAUACUGAAGUUGAAAUUGUUCUUGGAAAAAAUUUAAAAAACAGUGUUGACUCAGAAGAAAAUAGUGAAGCUGAAAAUGUACCUACUACACAUUUAGAGGCUAAUGUUGUGAAUGUAGCUGUUGUAAGUGUAGAGGAACAGAUUGAUUCGGAUAGUGUGUCUGUGGAAAUUUUAAGCGAUGACAAUGAUGUCACAAAAGAGGAGGACAAUAUUAACAUUGAAUAUAUACCUCCUGUUAAGAUCGAAAAUUAUGUUAUGACCAAUAAAUUGAAAUUGGGAAGCAUUUGGUUUUCAUUAUUCAAUUCAAAGGAUUCUUGUAAUUCUAUGGCUGUUUUUGAAGGACUGAUUCUACCACUGAAGGAGUUUGACAUUUGGAAUCCAAGAGAGGGAUGUUCCGCUCCGUUUGUCGUUUUUCAUGAUGGAAAACAUUAUAUAGGAAGAGACUGGUGGACUUUACUACCUUGUGCUGAUUUAAUAAAAUUUGCCAUAAUGCUACAGAUAAAUGUUCAUGGACCUGAUGGCAUAUUUUAUUUGGAGGGAAGAUAUUUCAUUUUUGAGUCCAACAGGAUUAAAAUUGUUGAUAAAGAACUUAUAUCCUGGGAGGGAAAUAAAAGAAUUCUUAACAAGUUGCCGACAAUUGAAUACGAAGGUGUAACAAUCAUUUUGCCUGCUGAGUUUGCUGCGAAAAAGAAUUCGAUUAUUAACGAUCAUAAAUCUUUGUUGGACAAAUGUUUUGAUACUGGAGAAACCUUUGUUUUAUAUAACCGAAAAGUUAAAUUUGUUGGUGACUCAAUGAUUCGAGUGUGCGAAUAUGAUCAAUGGUUUAAUGAGCAAUUUCAGCCGUUAGGUUAUAAGCAGAAGAGAACUUCGUUGAAAACUUUUCGUAUGCGCAUGGAACUUCCUAUGGAGUGGAAACUGAAUUUUUAUUGUUCAAUAGAUGAAGGAUUUUCUAGUCUAAAAAGGCACGUGUUGGAAUCGACAGAUCCUUUGGGGACUCCCUUCUUUGCUGGAGGUGUGAAAUGGAUGAUAAAUGGUCAUCAGGUGAAUCGUGUAAGUGUGUAAAAUUUAUUUUCUUAUUUAUUAUUUGCAUUUAACUAAAAAAAAAACU
Molecule: messenger RNA, 1465 nt
Organism: Leptopilina heterotoma
Lineage: Eukaryota; Metazoa; Arthropoda; Insecta; Hymenoptera; Figitidae
Exons: 3
Coding region: 1-1419 (472 amino acids)
Source: RefSeq, a predicted model, not a curated record